Messenger RNA from Caenorhabditis auriculariae, 8364 nucleotides. Lineage: Eukaryota; Metazoa; Nematoda; Chromadorea; Rhabditida; Rhabditidae. The record is from the annotation of a GenBank genome assembly.
AUGCGAGGAGGUGAAUACAUGUCUCAAGACAACUCUCAUAAUACAAAAAAAGGUCAGAUGGAACUUUUUCCAAGCCUUGGAGGCAAAGGAUUUGAAAUAUGAUAUAAAUAUUGACAAAAUGAGUAGUUUUUUUGGUGCAUUUCUAGUGUUAAAAAAACAUUAUUUAUUUGGGGGAAGAUGAAAAUUCAGUUAUCGCUAGUAGUAAUUUUUUUGGGGUCACUUAGACAUUUUUCAUCAUCGGAAAGUAAGCUAAAUUUAAAGGUUCUGCCACUGAAAAAAAGUUUUUAAUUUUUUUAUCUAGAAAAUUCAGGGAUUUAUUAUCGAAAAUGUUCGAAUUUUUUUAGUUUUUUUGUACUCCAGUGGAGAAAGCCUCUGUUUAGUGAUAGGAGGUAAAAAUCAAGUUUUUGUCGAUGGAAAUUUUUUUUAAAUUAUAAAUUUAACUGGUAACUUUUUUUUUGAAGGUCUGAGGAUCGGUUUCGGAAUUGCUACCAAAAAGUUUGAAAAAUCUAAAAUUUGAGUUAACAUCCAGAAAAUGAAUUUCUAUCAUUCUUUGACCCCAAACGAUUACGUGGGCAGCACGUCGAAAAGGCUUCUAUUUGCACAGUGUUUUUUUCCCCUCAAUUUGUUUGAGUUUGAACGUGUGCCCAGCUGCCUUCCGUUUAUACUAGUUUAUAGGUUUAAAUUGUACGAUUUUGUGUAUAAAAUAAUAGAAUUCCUUGUUUUUCUUCAGUCGAAGCUCACUUCGGGUCCCUUGUCACGCGAUUUGACCGCAAGCAGAGCGAAGGACCGAGCUCUAGGCAUAUUGGAUCGGCUGGUGGGUUUUUUGGGUGACAAUUUGAUAGGAAAUGAAGAUAGUUAAGUAGAAAAAUCAGGAAGAAAUGGGAAAGUUGGUACUUUACGGAGUGAUUUUGAUAAUAGUCUUUUAGGGCAUCUUCUAGGCCUCAUUUUACUAGAGAAAAUUCGCAAAGUUUAUUUUCUGGGGCUCUCCGAGAUUUUGUAGGCUCUAUUUUGAGGUGGAAUUUGAAUAGUGAAGUAGAUCUUCGAGUAAAAAAAAAAAGUAAAAAAUCAUAGUUAAUGAAAUAAAAAUUAAAAUAAGUGUAUUGAAGUUCCUUCAAGUCCUAUUUCAUGAAUUGAACUUACUGAAAGAUUAUUUUCUGAAGUUUUUCGGAGUAUAGCUACUGAUAUUUUUUUCCUCAUUUAUAUGAUUUCUUCUCAUCAUUCAAAGACAACUAAAACAAAAAAUAAACACUAUGAAAAUUAUUUUGUGCAGCCAAGCGGCCUGCUUCGACGAUCGCCAGCGCCCGUCCGCCAAAACGCGGCCGUGGACUCUUGACGCCGAGCCGCGGAAGACCGUCGGCCAGGUCCGGCACGCCGCCUGCCUCCUACCGCGACGGGAUCCGCGGAUCUUCCCGUGGUGGUUAUCCGCCGCGCGGACGCGGUGCUUUCCGCGCCACUCGUCGUCCCGGUCCUGCCAGGGGUACGAAGAUUUUUUGAUUUUUCGAAAAAAGGCCGCUCUACAGCGUCUCAAAAUUGUUUAGGAAUAGAGUUUUUGAUCCGGAAACUAGGUAAAUUCAGUAAUAAUUCACAAAAAUCAAAAAUCUCUCUUAUCUCUGAUAGUCCGUCUAAAGCUGAUGUUUUCGCCCAAAUCUUCAGUGAUAACUUUUCUAAAGAAAGUUACGAUCUGAUCCCUAUUUUUCCUUCUCGAAAACCCAUCAAUUGCUCGAUUAUUUUCACGCCCGAUCUUGUUUAUAAGACACUCUCAGCUUUGCCCCCUAAAUGUGGGUUUUCUCCUGACCUAAUCAAUCAACUUGUUUUGAAAAGGUGUUCAACAUCUAUUUCAAUCCCUUUGUCUAUUCUCUUUAAUGAAUCUUAUUACUCCGGUUCCAUUCCCUCGUCUUGGAAAUCCACUACAGUUAUUCCUAUUUUUAAACGUGGAAAAAUAUGUGACCCUUCUAACUAUAGACCAAUCUCCCUGACACAUCCAUUAUCUCGCGUUUGUGAAAGAAUUAUCUGUAACAUGAUCCGUCAUAGAUUUUUCUACAUUAUUUUUCUGAUUCGCAAUUCGGCUUUUUAAACAAACGAUCCUGUAAACUCAACCUUCUAUCUUGCCUUUCCUCGUGGCAAAAUUCUAUUGCAUCUAAAAGGUUUGUAGAUGUCAUCUAUUUUGAUUUUGCUAAGGCAUUCGAUAAAGUUAACCAUUCCUUGCUCCUUCUUAAGCUUCGAAGUUUUGGUCUUGAUGAAACCGUUAUUCGAUGGUAUGAAAACUUUCUGUCUGAUCGUUGCUCUACUGUGCUCAUUGAUGGUUCUCGAUCUACUUUUAAUUAUGCUAAUACGUCUGGUGUCCUCCAAGGUACUGUAUCUGGGCCUUUGCUUUUCUUGAUAUUUAUCAACGACAUUGUUAACUUGAUAGACCCUGAAACCUCCAUCUCACUAUUUGCGGAUGACAUUAAAAUUUACGGUUCUAACCCUGAAUCUCUCCAACAUAGUAUAAACUCUAUUUUUGAAUGGUCAUCUACCUGGGGCUUGCCCCUUGCCGCUAACAAAACAUUUGCUAUUCACCUGGGCCCUCGCAAUCCUAAAACUAUUUAUUUGAUUAAUGGAGUUCCCAUCCCUCAUAAAUCUGUUGUACGUGAUCUUGGUGUACUAAUCGAUGAGAAACUCACUCUUGCUCCGCACAUUAAUAAUAUUGUAUCUCUUGCAACGCUUAGAUCCAACCAAAUUCUGCAUUGUUUUUCGUACAAAAAUCUCCGGCUCUUCUGUUUCAAAUUUUUCAACACCUACGUCAGACCUAUAUUGGAAUAUUGUUCUGAAGUUUUUAACCCACCUAUUAACUCUGACCUUUGCUACAAGCUUGAAUCCCCACUCAGAAUUUUUUCCCGCAAAGUUUACAUUAGGUCGAACCUAUCCUUUGAUUCCUAUUCAGAUCGUCUAGAGCAAUUUCAACAAACCCCACUGUACAUUAGACGAGUUAUUUCUGAUCUCCUCACUCUCCAAAAAAUUGUUUCUGGUCAUGAUCACUUUCCUCAAUUCGAAAAAUUUUUGCCCUCAGAUCCAAUUUAAGGCGAAAUCCACUUCGGCUACGUUCUCAAGGUCAGUUUUUCUAACAACUUUUUUUCAAAACGAUUCCUAUUUGGAAUAAACUUACAUCCAAAUAUCAGUUCACACUUCCACCUAAUUCUUUGAAAAAAAAUUAUUGGUCGUUUUACCUCGCAACGAAUUUUUUUACCUCUAUUCCACCAAGACUUUACUGAUCUCAAUUUUUUUGUUUUUUUACUUAAACUUUUUUUCCUCAUUUAAAUUGUAGAUCGAAGUGAACUCGUUGGGGUUCACACUGAUCUGUGAAUAAAUUAUUAUUAUUAAAUGUUUUCUCGAAGCUUAGCAGUUAAAAAAAUUUUUCCAAGUGUUAUUGGCCUUUCUCAGGUUUUUUUCAGAAGUCCAAAAAGGUUUUUUAAAGAUUUUUUUGAAAUCUCCGAGAAAUUCAACUUUCAAGCACUCGACUGCAUUUUUUUGACUGCAUUUUUUUCAUUUCCAGUUUUAUUUCUAUAUAUCGUUGAAAAGUUUGAAAUUCUUCAGUAUUUUUCCAGGUGCCCGCGGAGGCUACCACGGCGAUUCUCUUCCCCGUCGACGUGAAUAUCCUGCUCCGGGCUAUGAUUCUCGUGACACGCGUGACAUUCAAUAUAGGUAAAUUUGCAAGGAAAAAAACUCAAAAAAACAACCCAAAAAUCAAAAUUCACGAAAAAAAUUUUUUUAAACUAAAUACCCAGAAGAAACAAUAAUUUUGCCGCAAUAAAAAGUUUCUAAAAAAACUCGAAAAUUUCUUCUUUUUCAAAUAAUAUUUUUGAAAAUCUGGUUUUUGUCGUUCAUUGGAUGAUUCUCUUGUCAAUUCAUUCAUUUUUCAUCGAGUUGGUCCUUAGUCGUUUUUUUAGACCUCAGUUUCAUCAAAAAAACUCCCAAAGACAUAAAAAAAGCUUCUUUUUCUCGAAAAAUAUAAAUUCUGUAUCUUCUCAAUUAAAAAAAUUGGUCCUUCGAGUGAUUUCCAUUCAAAUUUCAUGAAAAUUUUCUCUCGUUCCAUUAAUUCCAUUGAAAAUCCGUCUUUUUCCAAUCUAAUUCCGUUGAAAUGGAAAAAAUGCAUUACCCUUUGAUUCUUCUAAAAGCUUAACUGGCUUUAGCUUUUCGAAAAUCGAAAAAUAUUUUCCCAUCCCAUCAUAAACAACUUGAUGAAAUUUCCGUUUCAGCUAGGGUUUCUUCCGAUAUUAUCGCGUGACGAGCACCUUUUAAGCAAAAAUUCCUCAUUUGAUUAAUUCCACGCCAUCUCAUGUGUUAAAAGCUUCUUCGUGCGUGUUAUCAGAAAAAUGCGUGAAUAUUUUAUUAGCUAGACUCCAGAGUGGAGGUUUUACACGCGAAUUUUACCGGUUUUUAAUGUCUUCUUAGAGUUUUCGAUAAGAUGGUUGGAAUUUUCUUGGUUUCGGAGGUUUUUGGAGAGGAAGGGAUUCUGAAGGAAGGUUUAUAAAUGAUACGAUGCGAAUGAAUUUUUUGGAAGAAUGUCUCAAAAUUAUCGUUUAAAUAUCAGAAUAGGCGUUAAAAUUCAUCAUUGUCUUUUUUUAUAAAGUUGAAUUUCUAUAGAUUUUUACAGUUAUUGAUAUUUAUAUGAGAAAAAAAACAGAAAAACUAGUGAAAUCCAAAAUUUUCCGGCAGAUCAACUUUUUUUAGUGCAUUUUUCAACGUUAAGAGAAGUUGAAAACUACCAUUUUUUUUCGAUAGAAACACACUGGAAUUUUGAUCUGAACUGAUUUUCCGGACUGAACAGAAUCUUUUCAUAUUUUUUCAUAAAAUUUUGUUAACUUUUAAAAUUUUCAUUCCAUAAAAUCGAGUACAAAAUAUAAUUUGAGUUGAGAAGUCCGUAGUAUUCAACUUUUUUCGAAAACUUUAAUAUAAUAGAUUGUUCGCAUUUUCUGCUCAAGUACUCAAAAUAUCCUCAUUUAGCAGAGAACGCCGUCCCGUGUAUUCUUCGGAACGUCCUUCGACAUACCUGAGCUCGUCUACCUAUUCUACGCCAAGGGGCUAUGACGGUUUACUUUUUCAGAAAAGUUCUUUGAGAAUGAUUCGAAUUCUCAGGUUUCUCGUCGACGCCGUCAAACAGACACGACUACGCACUGCAGCCUCGUCAAUCGUACGGCUCUUCUUCUGCUGGCUUGGAGUGAGGAAUUUCGGAUUUAAAGGAAAAUUUGCUUGAGAGUUAGCCUAGGGCAAAUGAAAUCAGAAGGUGCCGAAAAUUGAUAGGAACAGUCUUUUCAAGCUCUUCAGCUUGAAGGAAGUAGAAUAAAAGUUUUGUGUCUUCAAAAAUCGCAAAAGUAAAGCUAGAAACGGAUAGUAUAUGUAUUUUUAAGCUGGAAAAGUUCCAAAAUUUUUCGCCGUCCAAAUCAUCUUGUAGAAAGCAAAUUUGAAGUUUGAAGUCGUCAAAAAACUCAAAAAAAAGGAAUUUUAAAUUGAUAAUCAUAAUAUUCCCAAGCUGGAAAAAGUUCAAUCAAAUAAAUUAUUCAGUUUUUUUCAUGCCAUCCAAAUCAGCUUUUUAUCAAUUAAUCAAACUUAAUCAAGUUUUUGAAAUUGUCAAAAAAAGAAGCUAAAAAAAUUAAAAAAAUGAAUUAUUUUUUUGAGCUGAAAAAGUUUAUUCGCAAAAAUGUCAAAGUCCGCAAUUUCCGCCAUCCAAAAACAGCUCGAAAGAAGCAAAAUAAAAAAAUUUAAAGUCAACCAAAAAAAUUCUCAAAAAAAUGGAGUUAAAAUGGAUAGUUCGAGUAUUUGUUAUCAAAAAAAAUUUUCUUCAAUUGCUCGAACUGCAAAAAAGUUCAAAGUUCUUCCCAUUCCUAUCCCUUUUCAAAACCUUUUUCCCGAUUGCCGAGGUUUAAUUCUUCAAUCUGAUUUUUUUUUUUCCUCCGGAUUAAUUUUUCAUUUUGUGAUCCCCAUGAACGCUGUCCUUGUCUUUCUGUAAUUGGAAUCGGAAAAAAAGGUGGAAAAAUAGGAAAAGAGAAGGAUUAUUUGGAGCCGCUUGGCAUCAAUAAUUGAAAAACGGAGGCGUGUCUUUGCAAGGCGUGGAGGAAAUUGCACGUCUUUCCGUGGCUUUUUUUUUGCCUCGCUUUUUCUGGUGGGCUCCUGGCUCUCGGGUAUUUAUGGGCCUUUUCGUGUUCCUUUUUAGCUGAUUUUUGAGACCUUGUUGGGUGUUUUUUUCUCUGGAUUUUAAUUUAGAACAAAUGAAAGUGAACAAAAAUAUCUUGUAGGUCCUUUUUCGAUCUUGUCAUUUUAUCUCAAGGUUUCAUUUCGGUUAAAAAGCAAAAAAAUUCCACUGGGAAAUUAAUGAAAAAAAUAAUUUUUUUCCUGUUUUUAGUCAAAAUGUAUCCGACUAGGCGUGGACAAGUUUUAAGCGAAAAAUCUGUACUUUCCAAAUUUUUGACGUUUCAAAUGUAUUCCAGGACAUAUUAAUUUUAAAAGUACUGGUUUUUGUGUUGAAAUGAACUAUUUGCAAAAAUACUUGACAAUUUCUGGUUUCAACUCGUCACUUUCUCAGCCCGGGUACAAGAACUACGUGACUAUGGGAAAGAAUAUUGUAGCUUCUGUUCAGCAAAUAUUGCUACUCUUUCAAGUAGCAAACUUUUAGGAAGAAGAUUCUAGAGUUUUCUAUUUCUUAAGAAGCCAGAUUAUUAAAAUUUAAUAGAAAUUGAUGUUGAAGUUUUCGAAGAAUGGAGUUUUCUGAAGAUUUUCGACUUGACAGAUCUCACGUAGAUAUUUUACGACCUAUAUUUAAGAAAGGGCGAAAAAGAAGAUACAAUCUCUUGGUCUUGGGAUUAAUUUUGGAUCCAGUUUUAUAAUCGAAAUGUCUAGUUAGAGAAUGAAUUUUACAAGUUCAAGUAAGAUUCAGACUUAUUUUGAUGAUUUCGGUCUUUUUGAGAAAUAAUGUUUUACAGAUCUUACGAAAUUUUGACCUUUGGCGCGAAAAAACGAUGACUUAUAGUUGGAAAAUAAUCCAAAAACGUUUUUAAAUUUUUAUUUUAUUUUUUUCUCCUCGUUUUUCUAGAUUUGCAGUUAAGUUUUUUUGUUCAAUUUUUGUUUAAAAAGAAAACAGCGUUUCUUGAUUUUUGAAAAAUAAGUUCAAAUGAGGAAUUUCAAAGCAAAUAUUUAUGGAGUUCUUUCAGAAAAACUACACAAAAAUCGGGUAAAAAGAAAGAUUUUUGGUCAUUUCGAACUUUAUAAAGCCCUCUUUCAUGCAAAUUUACCUCAAAAAUCCUUUCCAGGCCUCUUAUUUGACCUCGAGAUCUUAUCAGAAUUGAUAUCUUGUACCUAUCUUCCAUAAAAUCAACACAAGUGUUUCAUAAAUCAAAAUGGAUGAUUUUUGUUAGGCAAUACCACGGCGCAUGACGCAAUCACCACAUAGGUAAACACGUGGAGGUGAAGGUUAACCUUUCAGAAACAAUUACUCGUAGUCUAGUUCAGUUUCUUCACUUUUCAUUCAUUUUCAAUCAAAAACUACGAUUUUUUAUGUCCUUUUGAUAGGAAAAAUUGCUUAAUGUUUCCCUUGAAAUCGCGCAGAAGAUGACUUUUUUUUAAAUACGAUUUCUUACCGUCCAGGCUCGCAUUUUGGUUGCAUUCAUUAGCCGUUUAUAUGUUAAAAUGUCAAAUUUGAUAGACUUCCAUUUUUUUCGCGUUGAGAAAGACGUCUUUAAAGUGCGACUUUUAAUGUUUAAUUACAUUAAACUGAGAAAAAUAUAUAAAUAACAUAGUAGUUUUUUUCUUUCAUUUUUUUACCUAUUUAUAAGAGGCAAACCUUCCAAAAACCGUUAUUUAAAGUUUAAAAAUAAAAAGUUAAAAAAAAUGAAUAUUGUUUUUUUCGGUACCCAUUUGUGAGGUGAAAAUGUGAAAAAAAUGCCGCUUUUUGAUUUAUAGAAUUUUUCGAAGCUAUAGGAAAUUUAUUGAAAAACGUUCACAUGACAUUAUUUAACAUGAAGAAAAAACCUCAGUAGAUUUUUAACUGUAAAAUGCGGUUCAUAAAUCUCCUGAAGGCAUUGAAAGUAAUCUAUUUUUUGGUGGACCUUUAUAUAAAACGGCUUUUUUCUCUUUCUAAUUCACGAAGCUUUCCCCUCCUAUACUCCAUGGAAAAACUUUUUUUCUUCUCUUUCAAAACGCUUUUAGUUGGUUUUUAACUUCAAAAUUCACUCCUUCAACGUCUUGGAGGCAUAAUAAUAAGCAAAUGAUCUAUCUUUAUUUGGUUUGUACCCAUUUGAAAGUUGAACCUUCAUAUAAUGCGGCUUCUAUUCCCAUUUCAAUAGAAGUUUAGUUGAAAAUUCCGGUUUGUUUUUCAGCCGACGACGCUUCUGA